Amoebophrya sp. A120 is the source of this 1285-nucleotide messenger RNA. The record is from the annotation of a GenBank genome assembly. Lineage: Eukaryota; Dinophyceae; Syndiniales; Amoebophryaceae.
AGAAAAGCAGCGUUGGCAAGCGCAAAGCAGCGUGCGCGUUUCUCAAUACAGAAGCUUGUGGUGCUGUUCCGCGGAAUCCUUUUUGGUGUCGGUCUUUGUUUGCAGGGUAGUUUGAUGAAUGGUACAUAGGCGCAAAGUGCUUUUUGUCCAAGUCGAUUUGAUCCAGUACUUAUGUGGUGACUAGUGAAGCGAGAAAACCGGAGCAAGAAGUAGUUUUCAGUAUACGGAUAAUUCUUUCUACGAACAUCUAAACCAACAUGCUCUCCGUCCCGUCAGUUGCUUUGCUCCGGGCGGCCCGAGCCGGGAGUCCACCCUCACUGACCGCGGAUCUGCGACUCCCGUUUGCAGCAACCUGCAGCCGAGCCAUUUCCAACCUCUCCCUUCCACGAUUCCGCAACAAAUGGGACUACGUGCUGCACCAGGGCGACUGGCGUCGACCGGAGGACUACGCGAUUCCCACCGUCAUGGCGAAGGAAAAGCCGAAAAUACCAACGGGAAAAAAGGAAAUGGCGGAGAAUGUAAGCGUGUUACCCUUGUCCGCGGUGAGGGAGCUGAAGAAGCGAGGGAACAGCAGCAAUUAUGGCGCAGUAGAAGCGGAAGGUUCAGUAUCUGCCACAGGAACACCUUUUACAACGCAAUCCGACAGCACGUCAGAUCACAUCCUCCAAUCCACCAGCGCCACGAGUACAUCCGAGGAGCUCGGCAUAGAUAUCAGAAAACAGGAUCUCCCGGUGUCCCUCCAGCGCAACGGACUCACGCCAGAGGAGGCGAAGAAGCGAAACUUAAAACGGCACGGGUCGGAGGUGCCAGACCGGGCGGAGCGGGUUACGACGGUGUACAAUCCGGAUAACUUCGACGACAUGCCGGAACUGAAAUCGGAGUACUUUCUCUUUGCGGACUACUGCCUGUGGGCGGCGUACGCGGUGUUGUGGUCGGUUGCGUUAUUCUCGCUGUACGUGGUGUUCGGGAAAAAUCCGAAUUUGAAGGAAAACCGCUGGAUUUGGAACGUCGGGGAGUACGUCAGUCUGUUCGGCAUCGUGAUGAGCAUCUUCAUGUGUUGGGCGGUCACCACUGGGGCGAGGUGAGGUUGAGUUUGUAACUUCCUUUCAUUUUGUUUUUGCCUUGGGUGUUGAAAAAGAUAGAGUGAGUUGCUCCGAUCAUGACAGAACAAGCCGUUUUGAAGAUGACAGCUGGGAAAGGUUGUCAGAGUGGUUUCCGUGUAUGCAGGAAGACAGCUUAGAUAGGCGCAGAGAAAACGAAAGGAGCGUUCGACGAGCCAACGAAU